AUGAGUCCCUCGUGGCCAUUCGCUCGACGCUUGCAUCAGCUGAGCCGUGUCUUGAGUCUAAAUGACAAGGCUAGCUCAAACAGUGACAAUCCGACGAAGCGGUCAACGAAUGCUUCAGCUGUCCGCAGCCCUCGCCAGGACCUGUCGCCUGCGACUCAAGAGCCAAGAGCGCAAUCUCCUCCCCCGGCAUAUAUAACGGUCGUCACGGACACAUCAGUGCCAUCUCUAGGUGUAUCUCCACGCCAUGACUGUUAUCAGACAGGCAUUCAUCCAGCCAUCUCGCGUGCACAAGCUAGCACAAAAGAAGACGAAUAUGCCUUCUUGUCUACGUUUGACACUGUCUUUCUCAUCGACGACUCAAGCAGUAUGACUGGCAGGUCAUGGCGCGAGACACAACAAGCUUUGACCGCAAUCUUGCCCGUCAUCUUCUCUCACGAUAAAGAUGGACUCGACUUUUACUUUAUGAACCAUAAAACCACGGACUCUGGCAACCCUAACGAGCCUUGGAAAGCGAAUACAGGUUACCGAAACGUCAAACGUGCUGAAGGUUCCAGUUUUCGUGGCGAGCAAAUGACUGUUGAAGAGAUAUUCGACAAGGUUCGUCCUUACGGGGCAACGCCGACAGGUCAGCGACUGCAACACAUCCUUCGACAAUAUACGAAGACGUACGAGGCUAUGGUAAACAACACCAAAGACGAAACAUGCCUCAAACCCCUCAGUAUCAUCGUUAUUACCGACGGCGUUCCUAGCGAUGAGGUUGGCGGUGUCAUUCAACAAGUUGCCACAAAACUUGACAAACUAGAUGCUCCGUCCUACCAGAUUGGUAUUCAAUUCUUUCAAGUCGGAAAUGAGCCAGGGGCUGCAGAGGCCUUGCGAAUACUGGACGAUAAGCUAACCCAGGACAAGAACUGCGGGAAUAGCAAUCAAGGUAGAGGAGGCGAAGUUCCAAUACGAGACAUAGUCGACACCGCUACAUUUGACGAUGAUAGUAGCAAUCCAUUUCUUACGGGCGAGCGUAUCCUGAAGAUUGUGCUUGGUUCUGUCGUCAGACGGUUAGAUGAUAUUGACAGUAACCUACGGGGGACACCUAAUCGGUCUGCUUUCUGA
Molecule: messenger RNA, 1107 nt
Organism: Truncatella angustata
Lineage: Eukaryota; Fungi; Ascomycota; Sordariomycetes; Amphisphaeriales; Sporocadaceae
Exons: 1
Coding region: 1-1107 (368 amino acids)
Source: RefSeq, a predicted model, not a curated record